AUGCCCCUCCACUUCUCCACCGAGCUCAUGCCGCUGCGCGUUGUGGGACCUAAGAGUAACGACGGUAAACCCUCUGUCAUUUUCAACCUUCCCGCCGCCCAGGACGAUGUGGUCUUUGACGGGGUCGCCAACGUCCCAGAUCCCAACGGCCACAACACCAAAGCCAUCGUUGCUGCUAGCGUCACAUUUCUGGUGGGUGGUGGUUGGGGAACGAACGGAGCCUGCCUGGCAACUGGUGGUUUGGCUCGGAGCAGUGACAGGGCGUUGAUAGUAGUGCCAGUUUGGUGGGGCGGUUUUAUUACAGUAGGAGCACCCGCCGCAUGUGUGGCUGCUGAUAAGCUUCAUGAAGUACUUCGCGAGGAGGAGCCUAGGAUUCUUGGUUCAAACGACAGAUUGAACAUGUCCAUGGGGUGA
Molecule: messenger RNA, 414 nt
Organism: Colletotrichum spaethianum
Lineage: Eukaryota; Fungi; Ascomycota; Sordariomycetes; Glomerellales; Glomerellaceae
Exons: 1
Coding region: 1-414 (137 amino acids)
Source: RefSeq, a predicted model, not a curated record